This is a messenger RNA of Bactrocera tryoni, 3005 nucleotides long. It is a transcript of the gene Ance-3, whose product is annotated as angiotensin-converting enzyme. Bases 166 to 2823 code for a protein of 885 amino acids. The record is from RefSeq and is a predicted model, not a curated record. Gene Ontology annotation, cellular component: plasma membrane. Lineage: Eukaryota; Metazoa; Arthropoda; Insecta; Diptera; Tephritidae. The transcript is spliced from 9 exons. Gene Ontology annotation, biological process: proteolysis. Gene Ontology annotation, molecular function: peptidyl-dipeptidase activity; metallopeptidase activity.
UGUGUGAUCAGUGCUAAUUUAUAAAAUAAAAUAAUUUGAAAGCGUCUUGAAAAAGGAAACAUAAAAAAUACAACUUUAAGAAUUAAUGCAAAGUGAAAAAUCAACCAAAAGUGCUCAAGUUAAGAAACAGAGAAAGCUGCCUGCCCCAAAACAAAAAGCAAAAAUAUGGCGAAUAUAAAUAAGAAAUUGCUUGCAUUGAUACAGCUAAUAGCGGUACAUUUAAUAGCAGCGCAGGCAGAUCCGCAACUUGAUUUGCCACCACUGAACCCCGACUCUCAAGGUCCCGAACUAUUGUACAAUUCGCUCACACCUAGAACGGCAGCGAGUCCGCUGCAAGCAUUGGGCGACUUUGAUCGCAGCCAACGCUACGGACCGCCCUAUUCCAGCGAAGGACUCAAUGAUGACGGUGCCGAUGAUUUUAGAAAUGGCCAAACUUAUGACGAGCGCAUGCGCUACGGUUACACCUACACAGCUAGAGCGCAGAAUUUGUCCCGUGCUGCAGCCGAUUCACCGUUCAGUGACUACAACAGCAAUAACGUGGGACUACAACAGCGCGACAAUCCUCGUUAUCCCAAUCAUAAUUAUGACAACCCCAGCGAUCGUUUCGGCAAUAACAACCGUUAUGCAGAUGGCUUCGAUGAACGCCAGCGUGAACGUUACAAUAACGAUAAUCCCGAUCAGGCACGCUUCAAUAACCCAAACAAUGAUUAUAAUGCACGUUUCAACGGAAAUCAGCCACCAAUUGGCGGCAACUUCGAUCCGAAUAGUCCGUUUAAUACAAAUAACCCGUAUGGCAAUGAUCGCGGCCGUUUUGAUAAUCCUUUUAGGCCGAAUCAAGAUCGUUUCAAUUUGAAUAAUGAACGUUUCUUCGAGAGACAGCGCUUCCAACAGGAGCGUCGUUAUCAAAUGGAAUUGGAGAAGUUGCGGAAUCUGCUGGUGGAGACUGAUCAUAAGGGUUCACUAGAGUGUACAGCGAAUGUGGGCGCCCAAUGGAAUUUCGAGACAAAUGUGAACGAGCUAACGCAGGCGGAAGCAUUCAAUGCGCAACAACAUUAUGUGGACUUUCUGCGCUUGGUAGCCGAGCAAUCGAAGAACAUAAAUAAAGAUCUGAUACUCGAUCGGCGGCUUUAUCGACAGUUGAUGUUGCAAUCGGAAGCCGGACCCAAUGCCUUACCGAUAGAGACUUUGGACCGCUACAAUCGUCUUAUCAAUGAGAUGCUCUACAUCUACAAUGAGGCCACCAUUUGCGCCUAUCAACAGCCCUUCAUCUGCAACCUGCGCUAUAUACCCGAUCUGAAGGAGAUCAUGUCCAAAAGUCGCGACUGGGACGAGCUGCAGCACACUUGGGUGGAGUAUCAUCGCAAAGCGGGUCGAGAAAUGCGCGAUGGUUAUGAGCAGCUGGUGGAUGUGAUGAACGAAGUGGCCUAUGUAAACAAUGUCACAAAUGGCGGUGAAUUUUGGUAUCUGCCCUAUGAGUCGGCCAACUUUCGUCAGGACGUUGAGAACGUAUGGGAGCAGAUACGUCCACUAUACGAAGGUCUACAUUCGUAUGUGCGCCGCAAACUGCGCGAUUACUACGGUCCAAAUCGUAUUAAUCGCAUCGCUCCGAUACCCUCACAUAUUCUCGGCAAUAUGUAUGCGCAAUCGUGGUCAAACAUCUUGGACAUAGUUAUACCGUUUCCUGGUCGUAAAUUGGUCGAUGUAACGCCGCGCAUGAUUGAACAGGGCUAUACGCCGUUGCUAAUGUUCCAAUUGGCCGAGGAGUUUUUCACGUCAAUUAACAUGUCUGCUGUGGGCCCCGAAUUCUAUACAAAUUCUGUGCUCGAGCAACCGCUGGAUGGACGUCGUGUAUUUUGUGAGCCAUCCGCAUGGGAUUUCUGCAAUCGGCAUGAUUUUCGCGUCAAAACCUGUUCGGAAAUCAGUCAAAAGGGGCUGCUGAGCGCUCAUCAUGAGAUGGCGCACAUACAGUACUUUUUGCAGUAUCGCCAUUUGCCGAAGGUAUUUCGCAAUGGCGCAAAUCCCGCUUUCCAUCAAGCUAUAGGCGAUGCUAUUAUGCUAUCUGUGUCGACCUCGAAACACUUUCAAACGAUCGGCUUGUUGCAACGUUCUGUGGAUGAGUCAAGUUAUGAUAUAAACUACCUCAUUACAAUGGCCUUGGAUAAGGUCGCCUUCCUACCUUUUGCCUUGGCUCUUGACAACUGGCGUUAUGAUGUCUUCAGCGGGAAUACAAAUAAACACACAAUGAACUGUCACUACUGGAAUCUGAGAGAACGCUAUGGAGGUAUUAAGCCACCAGUGCUACGCUCAGAGAAGGACUUCGAUUUGGGCGGAAAGUACCACAUACCAGCAAAUAUACCAUAUAUUAAAUACUAUGUCUCGACUAUUCUGCAGUUCCAAAUCUACCGUGGCAUGUGUCGUGUGAGCGGUCAAUAUGUGCCCGGUGAUCCACGGAAGCCCUUACAUCGCUGUGAUGUGUAUCGCCAUCCGGAAGCAGGGAAUUUACUUAAAAGCAUAAUGGCCAAAGGUGCCUCACAGCCGUGGCAGGAAGUGCUUGAGGAGACGCUCGGUGAGGGUCGGCUGGACGGAACAGCGUUGCGUGAGUACUUCGCGCCGCUCGAGGAAUGGCUGCGCCUGGAGUCGUUGCGCACGAACGAGUUUGUCGGCUGGAAUUACGAUGGCGACUACUGCAAGCGCAGCAUUGAGACGGCGAAUCUGCAAGUCACUGGAGGUUACUAUAACAUGGGCACAAAGUCAGAUUGGGUGCAAUUGCCAACACUGUUGAUGGUGGUUUGGUCACUGCUUUUUAUAAGGCGCAGAGUCUAAGGAAAACAAAACUUUUUUCUAGGUUUAAAUGGUUGGAAUUUAUACUAUUUUAUGAAUAUGCUUUUAUAUAUUUAUUUUUUUUUGUACAUGCUUAAAGUGUUUUAAGCUUAACGUUACUGCUAAUGGAGUUUUGUUGUAAAUUAAAAAAAUAAAACUGAUUAAAAUUAAAAUUGUAAUAUUGA